Molecule: messenger RNA, 3950 nt
Organism: Vicugna pacos (alpaca)
Lineage: Eukaryota; Metazoa; Chordata; Mammalia; Artiodactyla; Camelidae
Source: RefSeq, a predicted model, not a curated record
GCUGUUUCAUCCAGGAGUGGCCUCGCCGCCAGUGUUACAGCUUAAUUGUUGUCCUCCCAUGCUGUGGGGGACUGGAGCGGAAUUGCCCAGAAAUGAAGGCCAGUUUCCUUUUGAAAAGGGCCAGCAGGAAGGAGUCGAGCCAAGGACACAAGUUAGGAAAGCAACCUGAUGUCUACAUUAGCGGGAAUUCUUCUCUCUUGUGGCCUUAGUUCUUUCUCUAGACACAAAGGGCUCUGUGUUGUCACCAUCUGUGCUGCCUAGCAAGAACAGUUAGCAAACUUAAGGUUUAGCCUGCCAGGUUUUUUCCAUCAGACGCCUGAAAGCAGUGGCCUAGCCUUCAAUUCCUGGUAAGAAAUACUAGGGUUCCGGAAAUGCCAAAGCAGUGGUGAGAUUCAAGUGCGAUUUUGUUUACCGGUGGCAGUAAAGGCAACUUGAAUGAAAAUCAACAACUGAUUUGGAGAAAAGAAAUGCCCAUCCAGGUUCCCGACAGAUAAUAAAUGCUCAGUAAAUCUUUAUGGUGGAACUGAAUUUCAGGGCAAAGGAUGUGUUUUAUAUCUUUGUAUGUGUCAUCUUGGGUACCCAGCAUAUUGCCAGGUGCUCUUGGGAUGGAUGGGACAUUGUGUGUGUGCUUAGACUGUCUUCUUGACCUGAGAGCAUCAGUUUUGAAGGUUAGGGAAUCCAAAGCUUCUGAAAGAACAAUUGUAGUUACUGGUCUUCCAGUUGGUUUUGUUAAUGAUCAGUUACUGACCACAUUACUGAAGAUUCACUUCCAAGAUAUUGAGAAUAAGGGUGGAGUUGUUGAAGAUGUGAUGUAUCCAACAAGAACCAAGGGUGUUGCAUAUGUAACAUUCAAAGAAAAAGCAGUUGCAGAGAACGUGGUCAGAAAAAAACACUGUCUAGCAGAGAAGGUUGGACCUGCUCAACUCACAGUCUCUCAUUUUGGUGAAAAGGUCUUCAGCUCUGUACAUGCUGUCCUUGAUCUUUCUGUUUUUCGGAGUCAAGUCCGUCUAGAAAACCUGGUAAUGGACCUUAAAAGGGAAAUCUCAACCUUAGGCUUCAGUCCUUUGGGACCCAAUGGAAGAAUCUCUGUUCAAGGAUCAUUUCUGGCUAUCAAGAAGCUCAAAGAACUUUUGCUAUUAAAAGUAAGUUCUCUUUUAGAAAAAAGGAAUGCACAGAGCCCAAGAGGGAGUAUGCAGAGAAGCAGUCACUCUUUAAAGUCACUCGGGUCAUCAAUACCUGAGACUCUGAGGAGUGGAGAAAGUCUUGUUCUCGACACAGAUGUUUUCCUUUACCUGAAAAACAAGAGUGGAUUUUAUGAAAGCACAUUGAAAAAAUUUCAUGUUCAAUGUCAAGAGAGAGUGGAUGGUGACAUUACCACAGUUUGUAUAAAGAAUGUUCAAGAUAGGUCUCAGCCAAACAAGGCAAAACAGGUAAAAGAACUCAUUGAGAAGUAUUCACAUGCUCUUUCCUUUGAGCUUAGAAAGGAGACAUUUAUUUUGGAAGGAAAGGAACAUAGAGAGAAAAGAAAUAUUAAGCUGGCAUGUGAACAAGUAAGUUCGAGGUGCCUUCAGGUUCUGGUUAAUUUUUAUGAGACACACAUUGAUGUUAUAGGAUCUUCUUCUGACAUAUACUUGUUUAAAAAAGAGGUCAUGAAGUUAACAAGGCAAAAAGUUAGGUAAUAAAAUGUCAACAAUGGUAACAAUAAUGGCUACUGCUUUCCCUCACAUGGUGAUGCCAUGUGUGAUGCUGGCUUUACCUACAUUUUCUUAUUUAAUUCUUUCAUUGUAGGCAUUGCUAUCCUCAUGUUAAAGGAUUUAAGGAGGUUAAAACACUUGUUUGAAGUUAUUCAGCUGGCAAAAAGUGGGGCUAGAGAAAAACCCAUUCUAUCUGACUACAAAGAUAAUAUCUAAGGCAUAAAACUUCGAAAAAAAGAAACUCACUAAAUUUUGGGGAAACCUCACUUUUUCUGCAACCCCAAAAGUCUUAGAAAAAGGGGUAGCUUUAAUUCCAACAUGUGAGAAGGCAGAUGAUUAUUAUAAUGUCAUUUCCAAUUUCUUAACAUUUACGAAGUGCGUUCACUCCAAAUAAUUAGAAUGCUGGCAAAACUCACUUGAGAAGCUACUUGGAUGGUAAAUGUUUCUGAUGCAGGUAGUCCUUACUUGACUAAAUCUCAUUAUACUGGGCGUUUGGGACAUUUUUACUGCUGCUUACUUAGCCUAAGUGCUUACAUAAAAUGUUGGUUCUUCUGUUAGAGUUAUGAAGGAAGUAUAGUGUCUUUAUAAUUGUAUUGUUAAAGUAAUAUCAUUUCAAGAAUAAGAUCACAGACCAUAAGAAUAACAGCAAACACUUAGUUGCCGGGCAUAAUUUUAAGUGCGUUGCAUGUCUUUACUCAGUCCUGACAGCAGCCCUGUGAGGCCGGUGCUGUCUUUGUCCCCUUCCACAGGUGAGGAAACUGAAGCCUAGUGAUGUAGUGUACCUUGCCUGUGCUCUUGGUUACUGAACUGUGCUUCUCCCAUUCAUAGUCUCCCACGGUUCUACUUAAACACUUCAGAAGUGUUUGCUUAAAGAUGACAGAAGGAUUUGAAAAUGCCUUCCUGAAGAAGGGGAGCCAGAUCUUGUCAUUUGAUGAUCUCUGACAGCCCUGCAUUUGACUCUGGAUUAAGCCAGUGUUAAGUAACCAGGGCAUUGCAGAGAACCUCCUAGGAUAAUAAAAUGUGUAUCUCUUGCUCUUGUCUGAGUAAGCAAACAUGGUUAUGAUGAUUUGAACUAUUUUUAUCAGUAGAAAAGGAUAAGAAAAGUCUCUCUCUGUGUUCAUCUUUCUUAGGCAUCUAAAUCCCAGAUAUGUAAAUGAUUUCCAUUUCUUUAAAUAUGUUAUUUCAUUUCUGUAUGAGUAAACAUUCUGUCAUGCGAAACUUCUGUUUAUAUCAAGUGCCCAAUAACGUAUCUUUAAAAUCUUUGAUUUUCAUUUGCUUCUAGUGGUUUGUCUCAGUCUGUGUCCAAUCAGGAGAGAGAAGGCACACAGUCAUUUGAACAGGGAAAGUUUAAUAUAAAGAAUUGUUAACCAUGACAGGAGAUUGGAAUAGUGUGAUUGGCUAGUAAGAAAUAGAAAGAACUCUGCCACAUACAGGAAUAACAGAUAUAAGGAGUAGUUAGAUAGAGCACCCUGCACCCCAGGACUGAAAUCCAGACUUUGCUGGAAGAGUUGUGCCAGGGGAGCCUGCCGGAAGUCCAUCCUCUAGGGUGCCGGAGGAGUCCGUUCACGGGUGUCUCACCAGGGGCCUCCAUUACAACCUGCCCAGGGGGGUUGCUGCGGGGAACUGCUGGUGGCUGGGAGCUGCUGGCCAGUGUGUACCACAGGCACUGAGUGCUGGGGGCGUCUCGUGUGUGGGGGCUGGACACUGGAGCAGCUGACCACGCUGCACCAGCCUGACGCGCUGAGGAAGUGGGUAUUCCGCCUCGGAGCUGGAUUCCAAGGAGCCUCCCGGCUGAACACACGGAAGCAGGAACAAGGCUCUUUCCUCCAGCAAUGCCUCUCCAGCGCCCUCUACUGGGAAAGCUUAACAUUCCUGUCAGCUACAAAGGAAAAAUGUGUUAAAAGGACCCAGAUUUGUUUUUAAUGAGUAGGCAAAUAGGAUGAAUUUAAAGCUGAGUCAAUAAAAUGGCAACUGGCGGAGUUCUAUUUGAUACCUGCCGAGGCUUUUCAUUAUUACCACAAAUUUAAUACCAAUAAAAUAAUCUUUCAACAAAGAGCUGGAUCCGAAUAGUGGGGCUCAUUCCUUGACUGGAUAGACACUAAAUGCUAAUUGAUUUACAGGUAUGAAUAUAACAUCUUCUGCUCGAGAAGACUGUGUAUUUCAGGUGUUUUACACAUUGCUGUCUCUCUUUAUAAUAUGCAAGUUGUGUAGCCAGUUUCUAUCCUUAAUAAAAACUGACAUUUUAAAAUUUUCAAA